Wickerhamiella sorbophila is the source of this 1377-nucleotide messenger RNA. Its product is annotated as Protein FMP42. The record is from RefSeq and is a predicted model, not a curated record. The transcript has a single exon. Gene Ontology annotation, cellular component: fungal-type vacuole membrane. NCBI's taxonomy places the organism in Eukaryota, Fungi, Ascomycota, Dipodascomycetes, Dipodascales, Trichomonascaceae. The coding region runs from base 1 to 1377 and encodes 458 amino acids.
AUGAGUGUAGUAAAACAUGCGAGGAUAUUUGUGGCUAUUGCGACGUGUGCAUUGGUGGGCUCCCCGCUUGCUGCGUUUCCCACAUUGAGGGCUUAUUUUAUUGACAAUGGGCUUUACGAGGAUCUCUGCCAAGUGCACUCGGAAGCAACGAUCCAUUGCCUGGCCCGACAGCUUCAAUUCGACAAGAUCUAUGUGUUUGGUGCAUUUUCUACUGGUCUAGGCAUACUUUUGGGGUAUUAUGUGCUCAAUUUGGCCGGGUUUACCUGCUCGAGCUUGGUGGGCAACUUUUUGCUUGCAUUGGGAUGCUUUUUAAUGGGCAGUGAUCCUAAAGAGGUACCUGAACUAGAUAAUUUCGUAUGGGGGUUUGCAUUAAUAUGCCUGGGCCAGCCGUUUACUUUGUUUAGUGCCUUGGAUGCCUCUAGUUACGUCGAGGGCUGGACCCUACCUUUUGUCGUUUUCCUUUUGGCCAUCGCUGCUCUUGCUUCGGGUAUUUGGCACUACGCAAUUGUCAAUUUGGCUCCUGAAAGUAUAGUGGACCUUUUCAAUUGGUAUUUGCUAGUGCCUAUUGUACUGGUUUGUGCUACGAUUGCUGUAGCGCCUCUCUGCGGAUUCAAUACUGCAGAAGGCAGAGUUGAUCGGUUGGUUGAGCGGGCAUUCAGACCCAGUCUCGACAAAUCGCCAGAAUUGCCGCUGCUAGAACACCAGGUGGACGAUGUUGAUGAAAGUCUUUGGGUCAUUGGCAAAGAAAAACAAAACGCUUCUCGGAUUGCCAGUCGCUGGUUUUGGGCCCUAUUUAUCUUUUACGCUGCCAAUAUGCUUGUUUUGGACGGAUUCAUGUCGAGUGGUCCGGAAUACGCCUGGUCAGUUAACCAUGCUUCGGGAAUUGUCGUUUACUACCUGUCUGUUUACGCUCCAGUCGUGAGCGCUGGAGGUGUGGUGUUGACUGCACUGGCGUUCUACAAAAUGCCACACUUUUACGUGAUUUCUUUAACCCAGAUUUUAUGCCUGGCUUGUCCUGUUCUGCUUUUGUUUGGCCAAUGGAAAGCAGCAGCUAUUAUUGUUCCCCUAGGUCGAGUAUUGCUCCAUGCCGCUGCGGUCAACUACUGUGCCCGGGUGUUUGGAUUCAGUUCGUUUGGCUUUGUGUAUGGUAUCUUGAAUGUCUUUUCAGGCAUCACGCUUUGUCUACUACCUGUGAUUGACCAUUUCCUGUUGAGCUUCGAGGGCCCCUCGCGGGCAUUAAUGGUGUCGGUCGCCGUGUUCCAAGCCGUCAGUAUUGCCAUUUCACUUAGACUGUUUGCAACAAAAAUCAGCUUCAUUGAUCGCUGUUUACUGGAACGUGAGGCAGAACAAUCAGUGGAGGGAGCUAUUUCAUUAUAA